CACGCGGUGCUCUCCAAACUCAUUGCUGGCAAUACAACUUUCUAAGUAAUCGGAGAACAUUCUUCAUCACUACAUCUCAUCGUCUACAGCGUUUCAUUUUACGUAGCCUAGCCUACAAUAUCAUGAAGUAUCUUUCCAAGAACCAAAACACGUUCAAGGUAAACAACUAACGCGGUCAACCCGUGGGAAAGGAAUUUAGCAUAGUGUCUCUUGGUAAAUGUAGUUCUUUUGGUCUUACCAACGUUCUCGCAACAUUAUUGUGACGUUGCUGCAACGUAAUUUUGUGCGCUAGCCGUGGACUGUUCGACAACCACUUCCGUGUUUUCCACUCAGAACGUCCCUUUUGCGUUUACCUAGAAAGAUAGAAAUACAUUGUAGAAAGGUUUUUGUUGGUUAAAACUAACGUUAAGGAGAUCGACAGCUUCCUACAUUUCAUGGAGCAUAAUAAUGGAGACACUUCUAGCUGGGCAAUGCAGCAACGAGUGGAAGGUUUGGUUAACAAACACAUGGCAGACAUAGCACUAGAAACACUCCAGCAGAGACUAUCAGCUGUGACCGACGAAAUGAAUAAUCUUGCGGAACAUGUUUCAAAACGCUCGGAGGAUAUUGCUAAAGAUGAUAUUCCAAGACGCACCGAUGUCAACUUUAACGUUGAGUCGCUCAGUGCCACGUUUAGCACGGGUGCUGUUGGUGAAAAGUUUUUGAUGCCAACAACCUCAUCACCAGCAGAGACGGCUGCACAGCGUAAAAUAAUCUCCCUGCUGAUGGAGAUCAAGGAGGAGCAGCAGAGACAAUGGGCUGUGUUGAGGGAGCUGCAGGCCAGAGUUCAGAGCCAGAGCUUUCCAGAGGUAGAGGAAGAGGUGGAGGCUCUUGACAUCGACAUCCCCCUGAGGACCAUGGAGCAGCUUGACGACACUGAGAGGCACCUGGAGGAUUCUGGAGCACAGAGGAGAAUGGUGUCUCAUCUGUCGCGAAUGGGCGGGGCUACGGUGGAUGAUGCAGUACGAAGGCUCAUGCAGGCGGUGCUAUCUUUUGCUGUGGGCUCCGAACUCAACUGGGUGGGCCGUGGCCAGAAAAGGAGCUUCAGAAACACCCGCCUCCAAGGAGUUCUCUUCCGUGCUCUGAAAAGAACCCCAGUAGGCAAAGAGGCCACACAUCAUCAGUUUGCAGAUGUGGUAAAGAAAUGGCUGCGGUUCGCCCCCUUCAGACAGGGAGGGAGUGGUCGACGGCAUUACAAACCACCUGAGUUCAUGUGUCCAAAGGAAUGUGUAGGUCUGCCUGCACAUCCGGAGUAACCCACAAUCAUCCUAUUUAAAUAUUGUAAAUUCCACUGUCCACAUGUCAGUAUUUUUCUAAGUUUGUAACAUUGCGUAAAAAAAGGAGAAAUGUCAUUAAAAUGUGAAAACAUGCAGGAGGGCCCAUGUUACUUCUUGGAAGGGCCUGGGAUUUACUUGAGUAGCUUAGACCCCUGCAGAAAUAUGUAAAACAUUUGCACUCAAAGUAUAGACCUCACACAGUUCUCAAGAGUCUGCCUUCAACGUCUAGACUACUGUAAAGACCCCAUUAACUCAUUAACAUCACACAUAUGCCUGUGGUGGUGGUAGGGGGUAGGUUAUCACGGACCAGUGUAAUACCUGUGUAAUUCAUUCAAAGCAAAAAAAAUUCCCUUUUGAUAAGUUCAAAUUAAUGCUUUGAAAAUAUUGAUUAGAAAGCUUGCCUUCAGUCUUUGACCAUGGUAAUGAAUAUUAGCAAACAUGGAUAAGUAUAUACUGGAUGUUAAUUGACCUCUAUAGCUAAAGAUAUUCUAUAGACAUUACAGUUAAUAGAAGGGCUAUGGUAUUUUCAUCUUCAUGAAAUCGGAUGCUUCCUGGUAUUUCAAAUUACUUUUGUGCAAAGUGUUUUUCAUAAUUGGCUCAUUCAAAGGAUUUGGAGUGAAUGUUACAGAAGAAAGUUACUGUGUUAAAAGCUAAACUGUCAAUAAAAUGUUAUUACUUGUAACAGCCAUUAUACAUUGUAAAUGUUAAUAAAUACAUAUUUGAAAAUA
This is a messenger RNA of Esox lucius (northern pike), 2044 nucleotides long. RefSeq lists its product as uncharacterized. NCBI's taxonomy places the organism in Eukaryota, Metazoa, Chordata, Actinopteri, Esociformes, Esocidae. The transcript is spliced from 4 exons. The coding region runs from base 435 to 1295 and encodes 286 amino acids. The record is from RefSeq and is a predicted model, not a curated record.